UGGUGGGCGGGUUACGCAAGAUCUCAAUGCAAAGUUCGUGUACGGUAGCGCAGAGCAUUAGAGCGUAUUAAAACCACCGCUAGUAGUUGGUAAGUUGUCAUUUCAUCGCGUACUGCACUCCAUAGAAGGGUCCCAGGAACAACAACGCCUCAACAGCUCAUUAUAUCCAUUUCAGAUUUUGUAAACUAAAUUUCACACCCGAAGCAAAAUAACAAUGCAGAACACGAAAGGCGGUGUCACUCUGUCCAGUCAGGGCAUGAACGGGCAGCUCUUCCCUCCCCCAGGCCAACCGGGUAUGAGCAGCGGACCGCCACCGAUGGUCGACUGGGUGAUCGCACCGGACGAGAGUGUCCCCGGCCCCGUAGCCAGGCCACCGAGCACGGCGGGCGAGAACUUGCCGCAGUUCGGAGCUCGGAUCAUGGAGACCGUGAACGCUGGCUUUAUCGCUCUGUCGAUCGCAGUGGGAAAGGAGACGGGUUUGUUCCGUGUGCUGGCUGGUUUUGAAGGGCAGCCGAAAACAUCACAAGAAAUCGCUGAUGAAGCUGGUUUAAAAGAAAGGUACGUGCGUGAGUGGCUCGGGGCGAUGACUACGGGGCGGAUAGUCAACAUGGACGCUACGGGGAAACGAUUCUAUCUCCCGCCUCAUCGCGCCAUCUUCUUGACUACCCCGGGCCUUGGCUAUGAGCUCACCAUCCUCGCUGCGGCUCUGCCGAUGCAGGGGAAGGUCUUCAACCAUAUCAUCGAGAGUUUUAAGCUGGACGGGCCCAAAGGCGUUUCGUACGAUCACUUUGGUGACUUUCAUCAUUUUAUGAAUGAAUGUUCACUGGUAUGGUGGGAACGGCAUCUUGUGCAGACAUUCAUCCCGUCAAUCCCGGGUCUCAAAGACAUGUUAGAGUCGGGGAUCUCGGUGCUAGACCUUGGGUGCGGCGAGGGAGGAGCAAGCCUCCUCAUGGGACAGGAGUUCCCAAAUAGCUCAAUCCUUGGCGUGGAUAUCUGCAACCAUGCCACACAGGCUGCGCAGAAGGGUAUCGCCAAACACAGCCUCACCAACGUCAAAUUCCUUCAGAUGGACGCCCACGAUAUUCCGGAUGACUGGGAGGGGAGGUUCAAGUACAUCCUAGCGUGGGAUUCCAUCCACGACAUGGCGCAUCCGAACAAGAUCCUGGAACGCGUCCGGAAAGUCCUUGCUCCGGGUGGGAUCAUGUCCGUCAUGGAGGUCAACGCCAGGUCCGAGAUUAAGGACAACAUGGACAUGCCGUUCGCGUCUACGUUCUACACCAAUAGCAUGUUCCACUGCAUGACGGUUCAGCUCAACGCUGGUGGCGAGGGCCUCGGGAACAUGUGGGGCAGGGAACGGGCAGAGGAGACCCUACGAGAUGGUGGGUUCAACGUGGAGACAUUUCCAUCACCCUUUGAAGGGUCAUUUAACUGUCACUUUCUCUGUAAACUUAAAGAAUGAAGGCCGAAUUCAGUCAAGUUGGGGUGUAUGCAAUAUUUGAAGUUGCUGGCGCCAUUUUAUGUUAUUCACAACAGCGUGAGUCGGUACACUACAACAGGAUAGUAAGUCCUUGUACAGAAUAUUAACAUUAUUUUGGUGUGUAGGAAUGGAUUUUGACGAUAAGGCAUUGUUCUUGUUCAAGAGGAGAAUGCAUAUGUAGUGCCUAUAAAUUCUGUCUAGCCCUUUAGACUUUUACCACAGGACAUCCCAAAUUUUACGAGAACAAGAACAGAGACAAGUUAAGUUUGAACAAAGGAUAGAUUUCUUGUCUUUGUGAGGAAAACUUGCAACUCGAGAAAACCCACAGAGGCCCUUCUCGAAACGACGGCUUCGGCUUUGGAUUCGGCUUCAGGGUGUCUUGGCCCCAUGAUUGUUUUGACAAUACUGCGCGUGCUGUGCGUAUAGGCGCUCAGGGCUUCAGACAAGAGGACGGAGCCUGAGGCCGAAUCCAAAUCCGAAACCGUGGAUUCGAAAAGGGUCAUAGUAAGAUUGUCUUCGCUGAGGUUUUAACCCAUCCGCGUCUAAACUAAAUAGACGAGUAAGCAAGACUGAACAACACUUUAUUUUCCCGCGUUUUUAAGGAAAAGUAUGCCCUUCUCUCCCUCCCCCUUUUUACUUUUGCACUAUUGUUUUCUUAUGUUUCAAAAGUUUGUAAAUGUUUCUCUUAUUUAUACGAAUGAAUAUAAUUAUAUUGUGUGUAUAGACUCGAUCUUGUAAAGAAAGGUUGUGCCACCGAACUGUUUUUGUUCUUACGAUUAUGGUCAUGUAAAAUAUUUGCUAGCAUCGAUUAUAAAACCUUCGAGGAAAAGACUCACAAACACAGACGUGUGUGUGUUUCUUUUCAUUAAUUUACCUCAUGCUCGUAACUUUUUGAGUGGCCGUUUAUUUCUUGGGGAAAAAAAAUGCUAAAAAUUCAGCUGUAACAUAGAUAAAGUUUAUUUUAUAAGCUACCUCUUCGAACCUUAAUAAUUAAUAGCAGUUUCGAAAAAUUUUGUUUGGGUCAGGCAGUUAAUUUGUAUUAAUAUCGGUUUGCCGAUUUUAGGGCAGCUUUGUUUGUGAUUUCUAAACGCGCAUUUUUUUGCUUACUUGUUGGUUCAACUGAAGAUAAGAUUUUAACAUGUCCCACGUACGUCAUUACCCAAUACAGUUGGGAGGUUUAGCUGCACGUAUGCGAGCAAAACGUGAAUGAAACGUCAACAAAAAAUUGCUGUAAAAAUCUCACGUUUUAAGCAUACGUGAAAUUACCAUUUCUCACGUCGGGUACGUAUGUGCAGGCGUCAUACGUGAGAAUGAAAUAAGCCAAAAGUGGUGACGUCGUAGAAAUGACACCAUUUUUUGAAGUCCACGUUCACGUUUUUUUCUCGCGUAACGUGCAGCUAAACCUCGCUAAUGUGCAUAGCUAAAUUGCUGUGAAUGUAUGUGGCACAUUAAAAGUGGUACCAAUCUCGUUGAUGAACAUUUAAAAUGUGUGUAGAUGUUUUGGGUUAUUCCAACCAUAUUAUUUAGGCUGGCAAAAGGUCAAUUUAGUAGGCAGUGAUUUGCCUUGCAACCUCAAGCCAGUUCUGGAAAAUCAUUAACUAAACACUGUUUACAGAAAUUUUUCAUCAUUAGAAUGAACCUUUUGUUAUAAUCAAUUUAAACACAAAUAUUAACGUAAGCAUCCCAAUUAAAGUCGGAGACGUCAUACGCUGCUAUGGUC
This is a messenger RNA of Asterias rubens (European starfish), 3197 nucleotides long. RefSeq lists its product as uncharacterized. The transcript has 4 exons. Lineage: Eukaryota; Metazoa; Echinodermata; Asteroidea; Forcipulatida; Asteriidae. The record is from RefSeq and is a predicted model, not a curated record. Bases 215 to 1459 code for a protein of 414 amino acids.